This is a messenger RNA of Lactuca saligna, 2666 nucleotides long. The record is from the annotation of a GenBank genome assembly. NCBI's taxonomy places the organism in Eukaryota, Viridiplantae, Streptophyta, Magnoliopsida, Asterales, Asteraceae.
AUGGCGUCGACGGUGUUAGCGAGUAGGAAUCAGACGAGCUACGGACAUCAAUCAUUCAUGGGGGAAAUCCCUAAUUAUUCCAAUAAUAAUCCUCGUCAUCUGAACCCUAACCUUAACCCUAACCCUAACCAAAAACCCAAAUCUAACAAGAAGAAGCAUUUCCCCAACGCCGCUAUUAACGGCAGGCCACACAACCACAAUUCUCAUCCUGUUGAUUCUUGCGCCGUGGUUGUGAGUCAAGCCGCGUCGGAUGACGCGUAUUCGUUCAACCAAAGGCCGAUUGAGACAAGCGGGGGUGCCGGAUACGGAAAUAGUUUCAACCAUGGGGGAUAUGUAAGCUACAACGUUUCUGCGUGUUCUAAAAGAGAAAUUAAUGAGCUACGGAAGAAAUUGGUUGCGGAUCUUGAGAGAAUCCGGAAUCUAAAUGAUCGGAUUCACGCUGGCGAAUUAAACCCUAGAUCAACCAACGGAAAAUUCAAGAAAUUGUCGGGAAAUAAACGGCAGCCAUCUACGAUGCCGUUUGGAUCUAGCAACAAAGAGCCGAAACAUUUCCGUCAAGGUUUGGUAAACGGCAGUGCAGGAGGAGGUGAAGCGGACGAGAAUUUGUUAAAGAUGUGCAGACAGGUUUUGACGAAGUUGAUGAAGCACAAGCUUAGCUGGGUCUUCAACAAACCGGUGGACGCUGCUGCUCUAGGGCUUCACGAUUAUCAUCAAAUUAUCAAGCGUCCGAUGGAUUUAGGCACGGUUAAAUCGAAUUUAUCAAGGGGUUUAUACGCAUCUCCGUUGGAUUUCGCCUCUGAUGUGAGACUGGUCUUCGAAAACGCGAUGCUUUAUAACCCUAGAACAGAUGAAGUUCACGGAAUGGCGGAUCAACUGCUCACGCAUUUUGAAGAGUUAUUUAGACCAAUCCAGGCGAAAUUGGCAACCCAUCACGCUGUGAAUGAGUUUUCAGCCGUUGAUGAAUUAGAUGGUAGUUCUUGGGACGACAUUCAAACCCCUGAAAGAUCAAAGAAGAUGAAAACCGCAGCUCCAGUAGCUCCUUCCAUUUCAAACAAACAAAACCACUCAACCGCUUCGAACCCAAUAAUCCCACCCGUUGUCCAGUCUCCCGUACGUUCUCCAUCUCCAUUGCCAAUGCAGCCUGUAGAACCAGUGAAACCGCUAUCCACAUCAACAAGAUCAGCCAUCGGAAAGCUACCAAAGCCCAGAGCUAAAGAUCCAAAUAAACGAGAAAUGAACAUGGAAGAGAAGCAGAAACUAGGGUUAGGCUUGCAAAGUAUGCCUCAAGAGAAGAUGCCACAGUUAGUCCAGAUUAUUAGAAAAAGAAACGAUCAUUUAGCACACGAAGGUGAUGAAAUCGAGCUAGACAUUGAAGCUCUCGACACUGAAACACUUUGGGAGCUUGAUCGGUUCGUGACAAACUGGAAGAAACUCGUGAGCAAGACAAAGAGACAAGCUUUGUUGGUGAACACCACCUCAGCGGCAGGGGCUAGCGUCUCAGCUGACAUUGACGAUGCUCCGGUAAUGGAGAAAAUGGAUGGAAUGAAGAAGAGCAAGAAGGAAGCUGGAGAAGAGGAUGUUGAUAUAGGUGAUGAGAUGCCGGAGAGCAGUUUCCCACAUGUGGAGAUUGAAAAAGACGAUGGUGGUGGACAAGGUCAAGGUACAGGAGGAGGAGGACAUGGGAAUAAUGAGAAUGGAAGUAGCAGUUCGAGUAGCUCAAGCAGCUCAAGUAGUGAUUCAUCUUCCUCCAGUGAUUCAGACUCAGGGAGUUCUUCUGGGAGUGAUUCGGAUGCAGAUGAUGCACAAUCUUGACAUGAAACGAUGAAAUGAAUGUAAUGUGAUUUGAAUCAAGAAAACCGCGAUUGCAGAAUCAUCUUUAAAUCAAGGGAAUGGAAAGGGGAAGUCUUGAGAGAUAUUGAGAAGUGAAAAAGCUCGGAUGGAUGUAAUUAGCGAGAGAAGACCCGUUGUAAUUGGGUUGAUUUUUUAGGGAGGUGAAAAACUGAAAAUGGAGGUGAAGGUAGAAGAAGAAGAGAAGGAAGAUAGUUAAGUUGAGUUGAGUUGAGUUAAGGGAGAGAUAUGAUAUGAGAUAUGAUGAUGGUCUUGUGUGUACAUAUGACCAAAACAAGGCAAAAAUUAGUGUAGUAAAUCCAUGAAUGAUUUUAUUGGAAAAUUCUAAUUGUUGUUCAAUGUUUAUAUUGUUGUUAAAUGUCUACUUCUAUUUGCUAAAAGUAAAAUGGAAAUGGAAAUGGAAAUGAAGUGUUUUUGAUUUUUUGAUGAACUUAAAAGGCAUGUUCUUCUAGAAGGUGUAGCAUGUGAAAUGGCAGAUGAUUGGGAAGGUACAAAACAUGCGUCCAAGUUUCAACGGCACCGUCAAUGACAUUUUUUAGGAAAAAAGGGUUUUGUCAAAACUGUAUAUAUUUAAUUUUGCUUUAAUGAAUAAAUAUGAAACAAGAUAGACAUAUAAAACAUAAAUUUAAAACGUUUCUAGAUACGUGAAAGUGGUGUAAAUUACAACAUUUAAAUAUGUAAAUAUUUGAUUUUUUGUCAAUAAGCUUAAAAUGGAUUGUAAUUGGUGUUUUGGAGUGGAGGCGAACGAGAAAUGAGAUUCUUAGGUAGGUUAAUUGUUAAUUACCUCUUUGAAGUUUGACCUUGAACUGGUCAAGAAG